Molecule: messenger RNA, 712 nt
Organism: Bactrocera latifrons
Lineage: Eukaryota; Metazoa; Arthropoda; Insecta; Diptera; Tephritidae
Exons: 2
Coding region: 204-608 (134 amino acids)
Source: RefSeq, a predicted model, not a curated record
AUCGGUCAAGAUUCAUACAAACGGUUGCUAACCGGAUAUUCGAAUAAUAGGUUUUCAGUUUAUUCGAAUAAUUGUAAGAGCUCCAUAGUCAAGACACAUUUAACAUGCAUAGGCGUACCUAAAUAUUAUUUCUGUACUAUAUCACAAAGAAAAUUCCGUCAUAAAAUAACAUUGCCUCACUUUAAAAGGAGCGUCAACAAAAAAUGUUAAAUCKAUGUCGGGAUUUAGACAAGCUCUCAGCUGAACGGAAAUGGGACGAAGUAUUCCAUUGCCUUAAAAUCGAUGUAAACUCAACCAUCGAGCUAGGCAGUAUUAAAGUUUCUAGGGAUAACGAACACACCGAUAAGUGGUUGGACGAUUAUAAAGGAACUAUGAACUCAUUAGAAGUAAUUCUAGCUAUUAUUCUAUUUUUCGACCAAAUAUUCUAUCUCGCGCUUUUGUGGUAUAUAAUUUGUUUCAUAAUCAAAUUUAUACGUUAUCGCGGACUAAGCACAUGCUGGCGGUGGGCUCAGAAAAUUUAUUCGUUGGAAGAGAACAUUAAAAUGCCGUAUGUGACCAUGAAAGAAGGCCAUUACUUUUACAAAAGGCCAUUUGAAAAUUGUAAAUAAUACUAAUAUGUGUAUGUACAUAUGUAUGUAUGUACAUAUUACGUAUGCAUGUUCCAAUAGAAACCAAUGUAAAUCCUAAAACUAUUAAACAAGUUUCURUGAAU